Messenger RNA from Closterium sp. Naga37s-1, 2004 nucleotides. The record is from the annotation of a GenBank genome assembly. NCBI's taxonomy places the organism in Eukaryota, Viridiplantae, Streptophyta, Zygnematophyceae, Desmidiales, Closteriaceae.
AUGGCGCAUGCAGGAGUGAUGCUGACUCGAGCAGUCGUCCCGUCCAUGGUAUCUCGUUUCGACGCCACCACCACCACCUCUGGUUCCCGCCAAUGUGACCUUCCCAGAGCCUUCUUCGGCCAACAGCUCGCCUUCGCCCCCUCUUCCGCCGCGUCGCACGCGCAGCCGUCGAAGCUCCCACGAACCUUCCCCUGCGUUCGCAGCAGCGUGAACGGAAACGAGCCCGCGGCGCGGCCGUCCCGUCCCGAGUACAUCCCGAACCGCAUCGACGACCCUAACUACGUCCGCAUCUUCGAUACCACGCUGCGCGACGGCGAGCAGUCGCCCGGCGCGACGCUCACCAGCAAGGAGAAGCUCGACAUCGCGCGCCAGCUGGCGCGGCUCGGCGUCGACAUUAUCGAGGCGGGCUUCCCCAUCGCGUCGCCCGAUGAUCUCGAGGCGGUGCGGACGAUCGCCAAGGAGGUGGGGAAUAACAUCGACCCGCAGACGGGGUACGUGCCCGUGAUUUGCGGGCUGGCGCGCUGCAACAAGGCGGACAUCGACGCGUCGUGGGAGGCGGUGCGGCACGCGGCGCGGCCGCGGAUCCACACGUUCAUCGCGACGAGCGCGAUCCACAUGGAGUACAAGCUGCGCAAGACGCCCGACGAGGUCGUGGAGAUCGCGCGCAACAUGGUGGCGUACGCUAAGAGCCUCGGAUGCAACGACAUCGAGUUCAGCCCUGAAGAUGCUGGCAGGUGGGUGAAGGUCCAAGAGUUCCUGUACCGCAUUCUGGGCGAGGUGAUCAAGGCCGGGGCCACCACGCUGAACAUCCCCGACACGGUGGGGUCUGACCCCGAGUUCCUGUACCGCAUUCUGGGCGAGGUGAUCAAGGCGGGCGCGACAACGCUGAACAUCCCCGACACGGUGGGGUACACCAUGCCGCCCGAGUUCGGAGAUCUGAUCGCCAAGAUCCGCCAGAACACGGAGGGCGCGGAGAAUGUGAUUAUUUCCACGCACUGCCAGAAUGAUUUGGGGCUCGCCACGGCUAACACCCUUGCGGGCGCCAAGGCAGGAGCGCGGCAGCUGGAGGUGACCAUCAACGGGAUUGGCGAGCGGGCUGGCAAUGCGUCGCUGGAAGAGGUGGUGAUGGCGAUCAGGUGUCGCGGGCAGGAGCAGUUCGGAGGGCUGUACACGGGCAUCAACCCCAAGCACAUUGCACUCUCCAGCCGCAUGGUGACGGAGUACACGGGCAUGCUGGUGCAGCCGCACAAGGCCAUUGUGGGCGCCAAUGCCUUUGCGCAUGAGAGUGGCAUCCACCAGGACGGCAUGCUCAAGUACAAGGGCACGUACGAGAUCAUGGCGCCAGAGGACGUGGGCAUCGUGCGCACUGACGCGGCAGGCAUUGUGCUGGGCAAGCACAGUGGCCGGCACGCACUUAAGACCCGCCUGCAGCAGAUGGGGUACGACUUUGACAGCGCGGAGUUGGAUGAGGUGUUCAAGCGGUUCAAAGCGGUGGCGGACAAGAAGAAGAUUGUCACCGAUGGGGACGUGGAGGCUCUUGUGUCCGACUCGGUGUUCCAGCCCAAGACCAUCUGGGAGCUCACCGACCUGCAGGUGGUGUGUGGCACCAUGGGGUUGCCCACGGCGACUGUGAAGCUGGUGGGACCUGAUGGGGUGGAGCAGAUCCAGGCGGCCAUGGGCACGGGGCCGGUGGAUGCCGUUUACAAGGCCAUCAACAACAUUGUUGAUCUGAACGUGGAGCUCACAGAGUACUCGCUCAACUCGGUCACGGAGGGCAUUGACGCCCUGGCCUGCACGCGUGUUGCCAUCCGCUCCACGGGGGAUGCGCACAUGGCCACGCACUCACAGCAUGGCAGCAUUGAGAGGACCUUCAGUGGCAGCGGUGCUGAUGAGGACAUUGUGGUGUCAUCUGCCCGCGCUUACAUAAGCGCCGUGAACAAGAUGCUGGGCUUUGGCGACUCUGCAGCAUCGAUUGCCAGCCGGCACCACGUCAACGUAGCGUGA